AUGAACACCCUCCCCACCUUUCCCCUCUCCACCCUCGUCCCCCUCACCGGCACCGACUCCAUCAACUUCGAGCUCUGGUACACCACGCUCCGCGACUUUCUCGCAGCGGACAACCUGCUCAUGUUCAUCGAGUACGAGUUCCCGGAGCCCGACUGGACCGAGGACGUGUGGCUGCACGAGUGUUGGCGACGGGGAAGGGCGCAGGCCAAGUUUAUUUUGUCGUUGACCAUUCGGGAUCCGUACGUGAGGAGCGUGUUGUAUGCGAGGGGCUGGAACUCGUAUGAGCCGAGCCCGAAGGCGGUUUAUGAUUUGAUUUGGGAUAUCUGGGGACGGGAGUUUGCUUAUUGA
Molecule: messenger RNA, 348 nt
Organism: Neurospora tetraspora
Lineage: Eukaryota; Fungi; Ascomycota; Sordariomycetes; Sordariales; Sordariaceae
Exons: 1
Coding region: 1-348 (115 amino acids)
Source: RefSeq, a predicted model, not a curated record